Molecule: messenger RNA, 648 nt
Organism: Saccharomyces paradoxus
Lineage: Eukaryota; Fungi; Ascomycota; Saccharomycetes; Saccharomycetales; Saccharomycetaceae
Gene: PRE3
Product: proteasome core particle subunit beta 1
Exons: 2
Coding region: 1-648 (215 amino acids)
Cellular component (GO): proteasome core complex
Molecular function (GO): threonine-type endopeptidase activity
Source: RefSeq, a predicted model, not a curated record
AUGAAUGGAAUUCAAGUGGAUAUCAAUCGUUUGAAAAAGGGCGAAGUCAGCUUAGGCACCUCAAUUAUGGCCGUGACAUUUAAGGAUGGUGUGAUACUAGGUGCCGAUUCACGUACCACCACUGGUGCGUACAUUGCUAACCGUGUGACAGAUAAAUUAACGAGAGUGCAUGACAAAAUUUGGUGCUGUAGAUCGGGCUCUGCAGCGGACACGCAAGCGAUUGCCGACAUUGUUCAGUAUCAUUUAGAAUUAUAUACCUCUCAAUAUGGUACUCCCUCUACAGAGACUGCAGCCUCAGUAUUCAAAGAACUAUGCUACGAAAAUAAAGAUAACCUCACUGCCGGUAUAAUUGUGGCUGGAUAUGAUGACAAAAACAAAGGAGAAGUAUAUACUAUCCCGCUAGGCGGCUCUGUCCAUAAGCUGCCUUACGCCAUAGCAGGGUCGGGGUCUACUUUCAUAUACGGGUAUUGUGAUAAAAACUUCAGAGAAAAUAUGUCAAAAGAGGAAACCGUAGAUUUUAUAAAGCAUUCGCUAUCGCAAGCUAUUAAAUGGGAUGGCUCUUCUGGUGGUGUUAUAAGAAUGGUUAUUUUGACAGCAGCUGGUGUGGAGCGGUUGAUAUUCUACCCCGACGAGUAUGAACAACUAUAA